AUGUUUCCGACAGUAGCACUGCUCAUCUUCUGCAGUUUCCUGCAAUCUGCCGCUUUUGAAGGAAAUUAUUUGCCCCACUUUUUUCUCCAAAAACAGAAAGAAUCUCUGCAAAGAAUUUUGAGCAAGGAUUCCUGUUCUACCUGGGGUGGAGGGCAUUUUUCAACCUUUGAUAAGUACCAGUAUGACUUCACCGGGACUUGCAACUAUAUCUUUGCAACUGUAUGUGAUGAAAGCACCCCAGACUUCAACAUUCAGUUCCGGCGUGGGCUGGACAAAAAAAUUGCAAGGAUCAUUAUUGAGCUGGGACCUUCUGUUAUCAUUGUUGAGAAAGGCAGCAUUUUUGUCAGGAAUGUUGGUGUCAUUAACUUGCCUUACACCAGCAAUGGAAUUCAAAUAGCACCUUUUGGACGCAACAUCCGUCUGGUGGCCAAGCUGAUGGAGAUGGAGCUAGCUGUCAUGUGGAACAAUGAUGACUAUCUCAUGGUUUUGGCUGAAAAAAAGUAUAUGGGGAAAACCUGUGGAAUGUGUGGAAAUUAUGAUGGUUAUGAAUUGAAUGAAUUUGUGAGUGAAGGUAGAUUGCUGGAUACAUAUAAAUUUGCUGCUUUACAAAAAAUGGAUGAUCCAUCAGAGAUCUGCCUGUCUGAGGAGAUACCAACUUCCAACGUUCCUCACAAAAAAUAUGCCAUGAUCUGCUCUCAGCUUCUUAACUUGGUAUCACCAACCUGCAGUGUGCCAAAGGAUGGGUUUGUCGUUCGUUGCCAGCUUGACAUGCAGGACUGCAGUGAGCCAGGACAAAACAACUGCACUUGCUCUACGCUGUCAGAGUAUUCAAGGCAAUGUGCUAUGUCACAUCAAAUGGUGUUCAACUGGAGAACUGAAAACUUCUGCUCUGUGGGAAAAUGCUCUGCUAACCAAAUCUACGAGGAAUGCGGUUCUCCGUGUAUUAAAACCUGUUCCAACCCAGAGUACAGCUGUUCCAGUCACUGUACCUAUGGUUGCUUUUGUCCAGAAGGAACUGUUCUUGAUGACAUCUCGAAGAAUCGAACAUGUGUUCACAUUAAGCAGUGUCCAUGUACAUUGAAUGGCAAAACCUAUGCUCCUGGGGAGACAAUGAAAGCAGCAUGUAGAACCUGCAAAUGUACGAUGGGUCAGUGGAACUGCAAAGACUUGCUCUGCCCUGGAAGGUGUUCACUGGAAGGAGGUUCUUUCAUUACCACAUUUGAUUCUAGAUCAUACAGGUUCCAUGGCGUUUGCACUUAUGUUCUUAUGAAGAGUUCCAGCCUGCCACACAAUGGAACACUGAUGGCUGUGUAUGAAAAAUCUGGUUAUUCUCAUUCUGAAACAUCACUCAGUGCUAUAAUUUACAUAUCUACGAUGGACAAAAUUGUGAUUUCUCAGAAUGAACUCCUUACUGACGAUGAUGAACUUAAGCGGCUACCUUACAGAUCAGGAAACAUCACUAUUUUCAGACAGUCUUCAAUGUACAUCCAAAUGUAUACAACCUUUGGGCUGGAGGUUGUAGUGCAAACAUCACCUGUGUUCCAGGCCUAUGUGAAAGUUGGAUCACAGUUCAAAGGAAGAACCCUAGGUUUGUGUGGCAAUUACAAUGGAGACACUACAGAUGACUUCAUGACUAGCAUGGAUAUCACUGAAGGGACAGCCUCCCUGUUUGUAGAUUCCUGGAGGGCGGGGAAUUGCCAUCCUGCUUUAGAGAGAGACACUGACCCUUGUGCUUUGAGUCAACUGAACAAAAUAUCUGCUGAGACUCACUGCUCCAUUCUUACCAAGAAGGGCACAGUGUUCGAGAAAUGCCAUGCUGUGGUGAACCCUAUACCUUUCUACAAGAGAUGUGUCUACCAAGCCUGUAAUUACGAAGAGACUUUUCCCUAUAUUUGUUCUGCUCUGGGAUCAUAUGCACGAACAUGCAGUUCAAUGGGUUUAAUUCUUGAGAACUGGAGAAACAGUAUGGACAAUUGUACCAUUACUUGUACAGGCAAUCAAACAUUCAGCUACAACACUGAGGCAUGUGACAGGACAUGCUUGUCACUCUCCAACCGAGCCCUGGAAUGUCAUCCAACUGACAUCCCUAUUGAAGGCUGUCAUUGUCCUGAAGGAAUGUACUUGAACCACAAGAACGAGUGUGUUCGUAAAUCUCAUUGCCCCUGCUAUUUAGAAGAUAGGAAGUACAUCUUGCCUGACCAGUCAAUAAUAACUGGUGGGAUUACCUGCUACUGUGUUAAUGGGAGGCUAAGUUGCACAGGCAAACCUCAAAAUCCUGCAGAAAGCUGCAAAGCUCCUAAGAAGUAUGUGUCAUGUUCUGACAGUUUAGAAAACAAGUAUGGAGCUGCAUGUGCCCCUACCUGUCAAAUGUUGGCUACUGGAAUUGAAUGUAUACCCACUAAAUGUGAAUCAGGCUGUGUCUGUGCUGAUGGGCUCUAUGAAAAUCUCGAUGGCAGGUGUGUUCCAGCUGAGGAGUGUCCAUGUGAAUAUGGUGGUCUUGCUUACGGAAAAGGUGAACAGAUCCAAACAGAAUGUGAGAUCUGCACUUGCACUAAAGGCAAAUGGAAAUGUGUUCAGAAAUCGAAGUGUUCCUCAACAUGUAAUCUGUAUGGAGAAGGCCACAUCACCACUUUUGAUGGACAGCGUUUUGUGUUUGAUGGCAACUGUGAAUACAUAUUAGCUAUGGAUGGCUGCAGUGUUAAUAGACCUUUUUCCUCUUUCAAAAUUGUUACUGAGAAUGUCAUCUGUGGGAAAUCAGGGGUUACAUGCUCCAGAUCCAUCAGCAUUUACCUUGGGAAUUUGACAUUCAUACUGCGAGAUGAAACCUUUGCUAUUUCUGGGAAAAAUCCUGGAGUACAAUAUCAUGUGAAAAAGAAUGCCCUUCACCUGAUGUUUGAUAUCAUUAUCCCGGGAAAAUACAACAUGACCCUCAUCUGGAAUAAGCACAUGAACUUCUUCAUCAAGAUCUCUAGAGAAACACAGGAAACUAUAUGUGGUUUGUGUGGGAACUAUAAUGGCAAUAUGAAAGAUGAUUUUGAAACUCGAAGCAAGUAUGUGGCAUCAAAUGAAUUGGAAUUUGUCAAUUCUUGGAAGGAGAAUCCUCUCUGUGGGGAUGUCUACUUUGUAGUGGACCCCUGUAGCAAGAACCCUUAUCGUAAAGCAUGGGCGGAAAAGACAUGUGCCGUCAUCAACAGUCAAGUCUUUUCUGCUUGUCACAGUAAGGUGAAUCGUAUGCCCUAUUAUGAGGCCUGUGUUCGAGACUCUUGUGGUUGUGACAUUGGAGGGGACUGUGAAUGCAUGUGCGAUGCUAUUGCAGUAUAUGCUAUGGCAUGCUUAGAUAAAGGGAUCUGCAUUGAUUGGAGGACCCCUGAGUUCUGUCCUGUCUAUUGUGAGUAUUACAAUUCUCAUAAAAAUACAGGAAGUGGUGAUGCUUAUUCCUAUGACUACAACAACGACAACUGCACCUGGCAUUACAGGCCUUGUAAUUGUCCAAAUCAAAACUACAAAUAUGUCAACAUUGAAGGCUGUUACAACUGCUCUCAUGAUGAAUACUUUGACCAUGAGAUGGGAGGAUGCAUGCCAUGUGGAUAUGAAAGCACUACUACCACACCAGAAACACCUUCACCUUCAACAGUAACAACUGUGCAGCCUGAAGUAACAAGAAGCUCUACCACAGGUACCCUACCAACAGGACCUAGUAUUUCUUCUUCUGUAGCUACUGAGACUACAAACCCAACAAUGACCUCAAAAAUCACAUUUCCAAGAACUCCACCAGCAUCACCUCUUGUCACAGUAAAGUCAAUAACUGAGAGUGAGGGGACCCAAGCAACCACUCUGCACCACCUCCCAGUAGUUGUCACCCACAGCAGACCAACAAAGCCACAGCAUCUCAUCACGCAGACCACCUCUGCCACAUCUGCCAGCAGCACUUCUCUCCCAAGAGAGGCCAGCCCUGCCAGCAGCCCAGAAGUCCCACUGACAAGGAUAUCUCCAAGCCCCAGCUCUUUACCUGCUACCUCAGCCUCAUCUGUGUCCUCAACAUGGUUGAAACCAUCACAUCCUGCAAGGGAGCCAACCAGAGCUAAGAAUCCAACUAGUAAAGUAGUAACAGCCUUCACACACAAAGAGACCACAGUGACACACAUCACGCCGCCUCUGACCACGCAGAAGACCAGCGCCGCCACCUCCGCCACCAGCACCUCCAAGACCUCUGUCUCCAGAGAGGCCAGCCCCACCACCAGCACAGAAGUCCCUCUCACAACGACAGCUCCAAGCCCCAGCUCUCCGCCUGCCCCCAGCAGCCCGCUCAGCACCCGCCUGACAUCUCCUGCCACUUCCACGCUCUCCUCCACAGCAGCCACAACCUCCAGCCCCAAGCCUACACCUACAACCCUAAGGACCAAGCCUUCUGCCACAAGAACCGCUGCUCCAAAAGAGUUGCCUGCCACAGAGUCUUCUGCACCCUCCACAGCCAAAACCAGCCCCCUGCCUUCGACUGCUUCUUCUCCCUCCUCAACUGUGUCCUCAACAUGGAUGAGCUCCUCACACCCUGCCUUCACACACAAAGAGACAACCGUGCCACACAUCGCGCCGCCUCUGACCACGCAGAAGACCAGUGCCGCCACCUCCACCACUAGCACCUCCAAGACCUCUGUCUCCAGAGAGGCCAGCCCCGCCACCAGCACAGAAGUCCCUCUCACAACGACGGCUCCAAGCCCCAGCUCUCCGCCUGCCCCCAGCAGCCCGCUCAGCACCCGCCUGACAUCUCCCGCCACUUCCACGCUCUCCUCCACAGCGGCCACAACCUCCAGCCCCAAGCCUACACCUACAGCCCUAAGGACCAAGCCUUCUGCCACAAGAACCGCUGCUCCAAAAGAGUUGCCUGCCACAGAGUCUUCUGCACCCUCCACAGCCAAAACCAGCCCCCUGCCUUCGACUGCUUCUUCUCCCUCCUCAACUGUGUCCUCAACAUGGAUGAGCUCCUCACACCCCGCCUUCACACACAAAGAGACAACCGUGCCACACAUAUCACCGCCUCUGACCACGCAGAAGACCAGCGCCGCCACCUCCGCCACCAGCACCUCCAAGACCUCUGUCUCCAGAGAGGCCAGCCCAGCCACCAGCACAGAAGUCCCUCUCACAACGACGGCUCCAAGCCCCAGCUCUACGCCUGCCCCCAGCAGUCCACUCAGCACCCGCCUGACAUCUCCCACCACUUCCACGCUCUCCUCCACAGCAGCCACAACCUCCAGCCCCAAGCCUACACCUACAACCCUAAGGACCAAGCCUUCUGCCACGAGAACCGCUGCUCCAAAAGAGUUGCCUGCCACAGAGUCUUCUGCACCCUCCACAGCCAAAACCAGCCCCCUGCCUUCGACUGCUUCUUCUCCCUCCUCAACUGUGUCCUCAACAUGGAUGAGCUCCUCGCACCCCGCCUUCACACACAAAGAGACAACUGUGCCACACAUCGCACCACCUCUGACCACGCAGAAGACCAGCGCCGCCACCUCCGCCACCAGCACCUCCAAGACCUCUGUCUCCAGAGAGGCCAGCCCCGCCACCAGCACAGAAGUUCCUCUCACAACGACGGCUCCAAGCCCCAGCUCUCCGCCUGCCCCCAGCAGCCCGCUCAGCACCCGCCUGACAUCUCCCGCCACUUCCACGCUCUCCUCCACAGCGGCCACAACCUCCAGCCCCAAGCCUACACCUACAACCCUAAGGACCAAGCCUUCUGCCACGAGAACUGCUGCUCCAAAAGAGUUGCCUACCACAGAGUCUUCCGCACCCUCCACAGCCAAAACCAGCCCCCUGCCUUCAACUGCUUCUUCUCCCUCCUCAACUGUGUCCUCAACAGGGAUGAGCUCCUCACACCCCGCCUUCACACACAAAGAGACAACCGUGCCACACAUUGCGCCGCCUCUGACCACGCAAAAGACCAGUGCCGCUACCUCCGCCACCAGCACCUCCAAGACCUCUGUCUCCAGAGAGGCCAGCCCAGCCACCAGCACAGAAGUCCCUCUCACAACGACGGCUCCAAGCCCCAGCUCUCCGCCUGCCCCCAGCAGCCCGCUCAGCACCCGCCUGACAUCUCCCGCCACUUCCACGCUCUCCUCCACAGCGGCCACAACCUCCAGCCCCAAGCCUACACCUACAGCCCUAAGGACCAAGCCUUCUGCCACGAGAACCGCUGCUCCAAAAGAGUUGCCUGUCACAGAGUCUUCUGCACCCUCCACAGCCAAAACCAGCCCCCUGCCUUCGACUGCUUCUUCUCCCUCCUCAACUGUGUCCUCAACAUGGACGAGCUCCUCACACCCCGCCUUCACACACAAAGAGACAACCGUGCCACACAUCGCGCCGCCUCUGACCACGCAGAAGACCAGCGCCGCCACCUCCGCCACCAGCACCUCCAAGACCUCUGUCUCCAGAGAGGCCAGCCCCGCCACCAGCACAGAAGUCCCUCUCACAACGACGGCUCCAAGCCCCAGCUCUCCGCCUGCCCCCAGCAGCCCGCUCAGCACCCGCCUGACAUCUCCCGCCACUUCCACACUCUCCUCCACAGCGGCCACAACCUCCAGCCACAAGCCUUUGUCUAUAUCCCUCACUACUUCACCUUUUAGGUCUGCUGAGAGUACUACAUAUUUCUCUUUACAAAAUACAACAUUUACUCCACAUGGAAAAACAUCUUCAUCAGUAGUUCCUACCAGUAUCUCCAAGUCCACUCCAGUUUUUAUCCCCACUGUUUUAUCUACAACCAUUACUUUUGCUCCAAGUGCUAUCACUAGUGCUUCUACAGAGUCAGUGGAAAGAACUUCUUUGCAAACAACAACAUUAACCACUACUCGCACUACAUCAUCUCCUUUGACCUCUAGACUUUCAACAUCCUUGUCUUCCAUUGUACCAUUAACUGUGCCACAAGAGCGUUGCAGAGAGCUCAAGUAUGAAGAAAACAUAACUUACAAAGGCUGUUCUACAAAUGUCACUUUAAGCCAAUGUGAAGGAUCAUGUCCAUCUUCAACAAAGUUGAAUGUCGAGAAGAUGGUGGUCACAACAGCAUGCGGCUGCUGUAGGCCACUUCAGCUUCUUAAGAAGGAAAUCCAACUACCAUGCCAAGACCCAGAUAACCCUGGAAAAAGGCUCAUGACAGAAAUAAUUGUAUUUAGUGGCUGUGUUUGUAACUUUGACAGUUGCAUACACUAG
Athene cunicularia (burrowing owl) is the source of this 7197-nucleotide messenger RNA. It is a transcript of the gene MUC6, whose product is annotated as mucin 6, oligomeric mucus/gel-forming. The transcript has 40 exons. Gene Ontology annotation, molecular function: protein binding. The record is from RefSeq and is a predicted model, not a curated record. Bases 1 to 7197 code for a protein of 2398 amino acids. Lineage: Eukaryota; Metazoa; Chordata; Aves; Strigiformes; Strigidae. Gene Ontology annotation, cellular component: extracellular matrix.